Molecule: messenger RNA, 3103 nt
Organism: Danio rerio (zebrafish)
Lineage: Eukaryota; Metazoa; Chordata; Actinopteri; Cypriniformes; Danionidae
Source: RefSeq, a predicted model, not a curated record
AUAGAGGAACUUGUACAAGUUGUGAGGUUCAACUUACUUCCUGUUAAGCAAGCAAGGCAAAAAGAAAUAGACCGCCCUUUGUUGAAUGAACUAGUUUUCAAGUGCCAUGUCAGCUUCAAAGUGUUCAGACUCAGCUUUCACAAUUAUUUCAACUCCAGCGACUACUCUAGGAACAGUUACAUGUAGCUGUAGCCGGUUUUGAAACAAUAUGACAACAGAAGUGAAUGACUGGCCGCACUUCAUCUUACAGAAACUGCCAUUGCAAGAAGCAUUCAUUUACAUCAUAAGGUGACAUUCCAGUGCCUGCCUUAAAAUAUCACACUUUCUUCAACUCGCUCAAAGUCAGAAAGAAAUGGAAAGUGCUCCUGAAAACAAAAGGUCACCAAUAGCAAAUUACGAGUAUAAAGUGGAGCAACGUGCCAUGAAGCACAGAGAAAUCAGCCACCGGAAUAACACAACGACAUGUCGCAGUCCCACCAGAGAUCUGGACACAAGGCAGAUGAAAAAUGAACUGCAUCUCAAAAGACAGUCUGAGUUCUUCAAAAGAAGACCUGUGGACCAUGGUACAUGCUCACUGUUAUCUCCAGUGCCAAGGCGCAGAUACCCAAGGGAAACCCUGCAUGCCACACAGCAUAUGACGCACACCUUAACGUCAAUCAGACGGCCCUUGAUAACAAGUCAAAAUGUAAAGCUUCAGAGAGAUGGCAUAACCUUGGCAAAGCAGGUCUCUACAUCUUUCAAGAAUGAGGAAAAUGAGCUGAGAUCAGAUGUAUGGGAAAUUCCGGGCCUCAGUUCUGUUCAGCUUCGGGGGAAAGUGAAAAAGGAGCGAGUUCUCCUUAAAGACAUUACUCAGCUCUCAAACUUCCAGAAGACAUUACAGACGGCCAGCAUUCAGACUGAGUCUGGAUUCGUUACCGUCAAAGAAGCGGAUGUUAACCAGUUGACUGACUACUUAGAGGAGGCCUUACAAAGAGAGGAGGCUCUUAAAAAGAAGCUCUCCAACCUCCAGAAGAGUGCCGCUACAUUACUGCACUCUACAGAGCUCCUCUGGAAGACACGCUGUGAUGAGGACGUGUUGAAGAGUAAGAUUAAAGCUCUUGAGGCUCAACUGCAGGUCUGCAUCAAGAAGAUUCCUCAGGAUGGAGUGAAAAGGAUAGUGCUGAAGAUGGAAAAACAGAGGGAGGAGUAUGAAAAGAAGGCUCUGAAGGCUAUUCAUAGGGCAGAGAAUGAGAAGGCAGAAGCUCAGAGCAGGUCGGAGUACCUACAGGGGGCGCUGCAGACAUCACAGUCAGAGUCUCAGCACUGGCAGAGGCUGUGUGAGGAGCUGAGAGAGAGCUCCAGUCAGAUGAAAAAGAGACAAGAUGAGAGCACUGAUCAAAUGCUGCAGCUGCAGGGACAUUUAGAGCGUUCUGUGGGCCAGGAGGAGAUGCUGAGGAAACAGAGCGAAUCUCUUGAGCAGGAACGAGUAGAGCUUCAUUCCUGCAUCUCAGAGCUGCAGGAGGAAAACCUCACACUGAGAGAGUAUCUACAGGAGCUUACAGGAAACAACCAUGAGGGGUGGAACAGUAGCACAGAAACACACGAAGAAGUUUCAGUAUUGGACCAGCUCUUGCGAACAGAUAACAGCCCAGCAAGACAUCUGAGAGAUGCAGAACACAGACUCAGAGCUAAAGAAAAAGAGUGUAUGGAGCUGCAGGCAGAUCUUGAGGCUUUGGAGCAGGAGUGUUACGGCUAUCAAUCUAGACUGACCCAAUGCAGAGAAGAAAUGAACUCAAUGGCCACACGCCAGAAGAAGAGAAGGAGUGGAUGUUGUAGGUCGUGGCUGUGUAUGUGUGUGCUCUUACUGAUCCUGAUGGCCAUGGUGUUGGCGGUGCUUUGGUUUUAUCAUCCGCCUAUAAGAGAACAGCUCCGCCAUCUUUACUCUGAGCUGGAGGAACGUUUGGAGGACUACCUUAUACUGACAGCAUCCACUCGCAACAGAUUCUGCUUUAGACCUGUGUGACAACAGCAAAAUCAAGUGGCUAAUAGAGAAUUCUUGUGCAUAUUUAUAUUUUAUAGUUAUUAUUUUAUGUUUCUAAUGGAUUGUGUAUUUUUUCAAGUCAAGACUUGAAGUACUUCUUUGCAUUAGUAGCCAAGUAUUAGUAUUAAUGGAAGCUCAUGUCUGUCACAAGGUUAAAAAAAGGUAAUUGCGACAUUUUAUUUCAGCUUUUAUAUUACAAAGAAAAAAUUACACUUCUGUGAUUAUAUACUCUGAAUUAUGAGUUUACAUCUUUAACUUCUGAAUAACUUCACAUCUUUCACAAGUUAAUAAGCUUACUAGCAAUUUUAGAUUAUCUAUAGACCAUUUCAAUGUGGCGAUGUCACUGGCCCAAGAACAUUUCCUUGUUGUCAAACUAUUUUGUAACUGUAACAAGAGGCAAUUUAAUUAUUUAUUAAUAUUGAAACAGCUAUCAUAACAGUAUUUAUCAAUAUGUGAACAUUUUGGAUUCUUGGAAACUUUAGAAAUUAAAAACGUAAUACAGGAAAUAGGUUAGGACCAUUGUUAUUGUUUACAUCACUUAUCCCCCCUAACUUUUUUUAUCAGAAUUAUGAGUUUACGUUUCACAAUUGUUAUAUUUUCACAUUUUGAGUAAUUAAAUUAGAAUUGUGACUAUUUCUAGCAAUAGCAAAUUUUACUUUAGACUUUUUCAUCAGAAUCAGGCCUGUAGCCAGUCUAUUGAAGGGGGUGGUUCUUAUUUCUGAAAAAGUGGACCUUUUUGCAGUUAUUCACCUUAUUUUCUAUUCAAUUAUGCAUUUUAGUGACAUUUUAAGAACUAAUCUUUGCUGGAUCAGCUUGUCGGAUGGUGAUCAUAACCACACUUUCUUGAUGACCCAAAAAUAUUUCCUACAAUUUGUGCUCACCUUACUAUUUUACAACAAAGUAAUUAUUUACAAAUGUAGAUUUUAAACUGUUUUGUAAUAUUUUGUUUCAUUUAAAAUUUAUAAGAUAUUUAAAGGCAAUGCGGUGAUGCAGUGGGUAGCGCUGUCUUUUCUGUGUGGUGUUUGCAUGUGCCCCCCAUGUUCGUGUGGGAUUCUUCUGGGUGCUCCGGUUUCCUCCACAGUC